GCCAGUAGAGAGAUGAGAGAGCAGAGGGCAAGGCGCAUUGGUGGGCAAAGUUAGGGUAGCCAGCAGCAUAGAACUUACCCACACUCCACCUAAAAAGCCAUUUAUUAUUUUCUAUACUUCUGUUUAUUACCUGUUAUUCCAGAAGUCUAAAACAUAAUUUAGAAGGUUAUUUCCCCUAGCCUGUUUUACCCAGGACAACCUUGCACAAUCAGGGUAGGCACCUUAUACCCCAGCCCAGAGCACUUAGCGAGGAUGUCUCAACAAGGAACAGAAGACCUGUCCCUUCCUGCCAAGCCACUGAAAUCCUUCCUCAUCCAAGACAUUCUGUCACAUAUAGGACCUGGGAGAAAGGAAAAAAGCCUGGACUCCCCAAAGACAGACCAGGACCAGGAUUCUUCCUUGGGGGGCAAGAAGGAGAACUGUACCCCAGAAAAACAACAGUCAUCGUCCCAACCUGCAGAGAUGCACCACAGCCAGAUGGAAGAUGAAAAUGUGGAGCUAGACCAAGCUCAGCCAAUAUCCCCGGUGGAAAAGAAACUAAAGCUGCAACAGAAACGAUCCAGAGCUGCCUUCUCCCACUCUCAGGUCAUAGAGCUGGAAAGAAAGUUCUCCAGCCAGAAGUACCUGUCUGCUCCAGAGAGAGCCCAGCUUGCCAAGAGCCUGAAACUGACCGAGACCCAAGUAAAGAUCUGGUUCCAGAACCGGAGGUACAAGACCAAGAGGAAGCAGCUGGCCACUGAUAUGGAGGAGGUAGAGAAGUCCUCAGCUCACCCUGUACGGAGCAGAGACACAGACAUCAGCCGAGCUUCACUCCUCAGCUUUUACCAGAACUAUCACUGCUACCCCUACCUGUAUUACCUGGCAGGGUGGCCCACGCCUCACUGGUGACCUCAUCCUUAGGCUACUGGGACUUUCUAAAUUAUAAUAUAUUUUUCUAUUUUAAAACUAAUUUUGAUACCUUGAAAUCUAGCUAGACAGGACUUGUAGCGGGAUGAAUAGCUAUUUAAUACUUAUACCUUGCACUAAAGGACAAUAAAGCCACCUACGAUUGGCUGCAAUAAGACAUUGACUUGAAAACACUUGUUGCUUUUAGUGGAAGAUCGCAAAUCUAUUGUUUCUAUAUUGCUAUUGUUGAGUAAUAACUCCCAGCAUUCCCUUAGAGUGUUCGCACAUAGGGGACUGUGGGAGCUGUGGUUUAGCCAAAGCUUUAAGGUCCCUGCUGGGAUUGAGAGUCAUUGCUACAAGAGGGUCAUAUUAAAGUGGUGGGAUUUAAGUAAAGGUAGAUGUCAAGGCCCCACAACAUUGCCUACAUGACCUGAAAAUCCUAAGAUUGGCACAUGGGUAUCAAUGACAAGGACAAUCUUAUCAAGCUUUGAUCAUAUAAGUAGAUCCUAAAACCUGUUCUGUGAGCUCUGACAUUUGGGGAUCUAUGGAUUAAGGGCCGCAGACUAUAAAUCCUUGUCCAAUUUAGUGUCAUCAGCUUAAUCUCUUUCUGUAAGGGAGGGGCAGACGGUAUCAGGCCUUGGCUGGGUCUUCCCAGGCCAAGCUUUAUCCCUAUGCCUCCAACCUGCUAGAUCUUUGCACUUAGAAUUCUCUUUCUCUACUGGGAUCCAUUGUUCUUGAUAAUGUAUUCCUAUAGCAAGCAGACAAGAUCAGCCCUUUCACUUGGGUUACCUAUAAAGGAAAUUAGCCUGCAUGAAAGUAAUACUCAAAAGAACCCUGCAGCUGGCCCAUGGCACAUGUUGGUGUUUUAGCCAUCAGAAGUGCCUGAAUGUGGCCAUGCAACCUGCCAUUAAACUUGAAUAGAAUCUAAAGUUGGCCAUACACGCAUUGAUGAUAUUGUACAAAACCUCAUAUUCGGUGCAUGUAUGGCGGCUCGACGAGGUGACCGAUAUUGCAAAAGGCUGCGGAUAUCGGUCAAGUCAUCGAUCGCCCAGGUUAAAAGAUUUUGAUUGUGUGCCAUUGAAGGUGUCCGAGCAAAAUCCACGUUCAGGGCUGAAUCGGCAGGUGGUAGUAGAAUUUCUAUUGUUUCUACCUCCAUAUCUGAUGAUUCAACCCUGAACAUCAUCGAAAAUUGCUACAAGAAUGGUCACCUUAAGACUAAAUAAUUAAUAGGCUACAAUUCUGCUUUUGGGCACUUCUCCGCCAGGAAAAAUGGUGGUGUAGAAUGCAGUUCGGAACUAGGGGUAGGCAGAAGAAGCACCUGCCUAAGCGGGUACCUCUCCUACCAACCCCUGGUCUGUGCUCCCCUGCCCCCGCCAUUUCUAUUGCAUAUAUGCGUGCUUCUUCGCACACUUGCUGCGUGCCUAUGUGGGGUCGUGGGGGGGCAGGAUGUUCGAGGGUGGCAUUCAGUUUGACCCGCCCCUAGUAGAAUGGAAGGAUGUUCCCUGUAUGUCAUAGGCUUAUUUGCUAUAACUGUGUUUUGGUUUGUGUUGCUCUCCAUGUCUUUUUACAUUUGACUGUGGCUCACAACUAAGAAAGGUUGGGGAUCCCUGCUAUACGGCUACACAGACAUAAUAAGCAAUAGUUCCCUACUUCACCCAAAGCAGCUAUGGAUAGUGGGAAGAUAAGGAUACUCCACACCAACAUAUUAUUCACCAACAUCUGUGCCAGUGACUGAGCCUGGGGAAGGAAAAUAUUGGGAAUAACUGUGUUUAUGUGUGUUAUGUGCCCCUUUGGGGAGCUGUGGGGAAUUAAAUGCCUUAUAGUCAGAAUCUGACAGUUAUGCUGACACUAUUUGCAAAUAAAAAUUGUAUAUAAUAAAAA
This is a messenger RNA of Xenopus tropicalis (tropical clawed frog), 2766 nucleotides long. It is a transcript of the gene nkx3-1, whose product is annotated as NK3 homeobox 1. Gene Ontology annotation, cellular component: nucleus. NCBI's taxonomy places the organism in Eukaryota, Metazoa, Chordata, Amphibia, Anura, Pipidae. The coding region runs from base 253 to 888 and encodes 211 amino acids. Gene Ontology annotation, biological process: regulation of DNA-templated transcription. Gene Ontology annotation, molecular function: DNA binding; DNA-binding transcription factor activity, RNA polymerase II-specific. The record is from RefSeq and is a predicted model, not a curated record. The transcript is spliced from 2 exons.